Molecule: messenger RNA, 1392 nt
Organism: Capsicum annuum
Lineage: Eukaryota; Viridiplantae; Streptophyta; Magnoliopsida; Solanales; Solanaceae
Product: 2-oxoglutarate-Fe(II) type oxidoreductase hxnY
Exons: 11
Coding region: 113-1087 (324 amino acids)
Source: RefSeq, a predicted model, not a curated record
AUCUGUUCACAUAAUAAAGUGGAAGAAUCGGGUACGUCAGUGAGACCUUGGGACUGUUUUUUAACGCACUCCCUGAAUUGAGUUGAACCGAGGAAAGAAAGAAGAAAAAAUAAUGGUGGAUUUCAUGAAUAAUAGUAAGGCAGCAGAGGAUAUGAGGAAUGAUGGAAUUGCUGCUGCCAAUUUUUAUUCUUUAAAUUGUAUCGACCUUUCCAGCCCUGACAUCCACACUUCUGUUUCUCUCCUCAAACAGGCUUGCUUAGAUUCAGGAUUUUUCUGUGUUAUUAAUCAUGGUAUUAGCCAGGAGUUUAUGGAUGAAGUUUUAGCUCAAAGCAAAAAGUUCUUUGACCUUCCUUUGGAAGAGAAGAUGAAGCUUCUUAGAAAUGAGAAACAUCGGGGCUACACUCCUUGUCUAGACGAACAUUUGGAUGCUGUCAAUCAAAUAAAUGGUGACUAUAAGGAGGGAUAUUACAUUGGUGUAGAAGUACCUGAAGAUGAUCCUGAAUCCCAGAAACCAUUUUAUGGGUCAAAUGUGUGGCCUGCUGCAGGAACCUUGCCUGGAUGGAGGGAAACUAUGCAGAAGUAUCAUCAAGAGGCACUUGAGGUGGUAAAAGGAGUAUCAAGGCUCAUAGCCCUUGCACUGGACCUUGAUGUUGACUUUUUCGAUCAGCCUGAGUUGCUUGGCAGACCAAUUGCUACUUUGCGCCUGCUGCAUUAUGAAGGAAAACUUUCUGAUCCAUCAAAUGGAAUUUUUGGAGCCGGUGCACAUUCUGACUAUGGUCUGAUAACCCUUUUGGCCACAGAUAAUGUCUGUGGCCUUCAGAUAUCUAAGGAUAAGGAUGCAAAUCCUCAGAUUUGGGAGUAUGUGCCACCGUUGAAAGGUGCUUUUAUAGUGAAUCUUGGUGAUAUGCUUGAGCGCUGGAGCAAUGGUAUUUUCAGGUCAACACUGCAUCGGGUCCUUGGAAAUGGUCAAGAGAGAUUUUCUAUUGCAUAUUUUGUCGAACCCAGUCACGAUUGUCUUGUGGAAUGCUUGCCAACCUGCCAAUCAAAAGUAAACCCACCAAGGCAAGUAUCCUCCAAUCAAAUGUGACACCUACUUGCUACAGCGUUACAAAGACACUCAUGCUGAUCGGAAUUCUUACAAAUGAGAUUUCUUUGUAACUUGUAAAGGACAAUGGCACGGCAACUUUUCUUGCACAGAUUACAAGGGUCGAGGCUAUGAAUCAAGUUCAACUGGCUUGUAGAACACCAUCAAUUAAGUUGUAUCUGACGUUACUCGAGGAUGUCUGUGAUAGAAUUGUAUAAUGGUUUAUAAUUCGCAUGAUAGAGUUUUAGUGCCAGUGCAUGUAUGAUAUCAAAACUUUCUUCGAAGUGGUGAAAGAUUUUGCUUAUUCA